GAUAUCCGGUCUCUUUUCGGUGGUGGGCUCUUGUUGAGACAGUCCUCCACAAUGAAGCUCAAUAUUUCGUUCCCCGCCACUGGCUGCCAGAAGCUUAUAGAAGUUGACGAUGAGCGCAAGCUGAGGACCUUCUAUGAGAAGCGCAUGGCCACAGAGGUGUCUGCCGACCCUCUAGGUGACGAGUGGAAGGGCUACGUUGUGCGCAUUAGCGGCGGCAAUGACAAGCAGGGCUUCCCCAUGAAGCAGGGCGUGCUCACGCACGGCCGCGUGCGGCUGCUCCUCAGCAAGGGUCACUCGUGCUACAGGCCCCGCCGUACUGGCGAGCGCAAGCGCAAGUCCGUGCGAGGCUGCAUCGUUGACGCCAACCUCAGCGUGCUGAACUUGGUCAUUGUCAGGAAGGGUGAGAAGGACAUCCCUGGGCUGACUGACAGCACCGUGCCACGCCGCCUGGGCCCCAAGAGAGCCAGCAAGAUCCGCAAGCUCUUCAACCUGUCCAAGGAGGAUGACGUCAGGCAGUACGUGGUCAGGAGACCCCUCACCAAGGAAGGUAAGAAGCCCAGGACCAAGGCACCUAAGAUCCAGCGCCUGGUGACGCCCCGGGUCCUGCAGCACAAGCGCCGACGCAUCGCCCUCAAGAGGCAGCGCACACAGAAGAACAAAGAGGAGGCAGCGGAGUACGCCAAGACUCUGGCCAAGAGGAUGAAGGAGGCCAAAGAGAAGCGGCAGGAGAAGAUCGCCAAGAGACGCCGCCUCUCCUCCCUGAGGGCCUCUCAGUCCAAAUCCGAGUCCAGCCAGAAGUGAAACCUGCACCUUGUACAUUGCAAAUAAACAAGAAAAAUGGUUUAGCUCGA
Molecule: messenger RNA, 851 nt
Organism: Electrophorus electricus (electric eel)
Lineage: Eukaryota; Metazoa; Chordata; Actinopteri; Gymnotiformes; Gymnotidae
Gene: rps6
Product: ribosomal protein S6
Biological process (GO): translation
Cellular component (GO): ribosome
Molecular function (GO): structural constituent of ribosome
Source: RefSeq, a predicted model, not a curated record